UCUCGCUCGUUCAAAUUGCAAUAUAAUGACAACGUUAAGGGGAGCCUAAUUUGGCAUUGUCAUCCUACAUUUUUUUGCGAACCAACGGGACUUUAGGUCAGAUUAACACUUACUUCCUCUGAAGUUACUUUCUCUAUGAAGGUUGAAGCAAGUAUGGGAGAUGGCGGGGUGGGUGGUCGGGCCGGUGGCGCAAACGACUGCUGUAUCACCCGGCUGCUCAGCGUUGUCGAGAGCGAACUCCAGGCCGGUCGGGAGAAGGGCGAUCCCACAGAGAAGCAACUGAAAGUGAGUCUGGAGGAGGCAGAGCUCUGGAGGAAAUUCAAAGAAGUCACCAACGAAAUGAUAGUGACUAAGAAUGGCAGGCGGAUGUUUCCAGUCCUGAAGGUGAGCGUCUCAGGCCUGGACCCCAACGCCAUGUACUCCUUCCUGCUGGACUUCAUCCCGGCCGACGGCCACCGCUGGAAGUACGUGAACGGGGAGUGGGUGCCGGCAGGCAAGCCAGAACCCCACAGCCACAGCUGCGUCUACAUCCACCCCGACUCGCCCAACUUUGGUGCCCACUGGAUGAAGGCUCCCGUGUCCUUCAGCAAGGUCAAGCUCACCAACAAGCUCAAUGGAAAUGGCCAGAUAAUGCUGAACUCCCUGCAUAAAUAUGAGCCACAGAUCCACAUAGUCCGUGUUGGGGGCAACCACCGGAUGGUCACCAAUAUUUCUUUUGUGGACACCCAGUUCAUCGCAGUCACCGCCUACCAGAAUGAGGAGAUAACAGCUCUGAAGAUCAAACAUAAUCCUUUUGCAAAGGCUUUUCUGGAUGCCAAAGAAAGGAACCACCCAAAGGGCAUUCUGGAAACUGCUCCUGACAAUCAACAUGUUGGGAUCCCUCACUGUGGCUGGUUUAUCUCUAAUCCGGAGUCCUUGUGCUCCUCUGGAGGGGGUAACUUCCCCUACCCUGGGGGCCUGCCUCUUGCCCCGCACCACGGGUACAAGCCCUACCCCAGCCUGCACGGGCACCGCUCAGCCCCCUACCCCUCCACGUACCUCCACCACCGCUCACACUCCUCUGUUUCCAUCUCUGACACUCUGAAUCCAGGCACACGACAGGUGUUCUCUGGCCAUGACAGCUGGGGGGGUGUCUCGAUGUCCCCCUCUGGAGCCCUUGGCGUGUUACCCAUCCCACCAGCCACCUCACCCUCCCCUGGACCCAGCAGUCAGUACCCCUGCCUCUGGACGGUGAGUGGCUGCAGUGUGUCUUCCAACACAGCAGGGGGACCAGUGAGCAGCAGCCAAGGCCAUGAGGGGAGGGUGGAUGGGCAUGAGGAUUCCUCUUCACCAUGCUCCCUACUCCAAGGUCACAGGUCAACCAGUAUUGAAGGUGGUGAAAUACCAUCAAGCCAUGUCAGGCUGGGUGGGCCAGGUUGGUCUUGUGUCUCCACCCACUCAUUUUGAUUGGUCAUAGCCCCUGAGCGUUUACUAUGGAGUGUUUCUCCUGCAAUGGAUUAGAGGAGCUAGCAGGUAAAUCACGCUUCAUUCCCAGACUUAUAACACGUAGCUAAUGCAAAGGCUAUCUACAAACACCGAUAACAACCCUGUGUACGUUAUUUAUUGUUCGGUGCCUGCUUAAGUAUGUUCAAUAUAGUUAUUUUUAUGGUGUCUGUAUAUUUUCUCACAUGGUGAGGCUUCACUUUGAUGUGUUGUGAUUUGUGCUCAGGUGUAUUUCAUGACUUAAGUAAAUAUGAAUGUACUGCUGAGGUGUUUUCCUAAUGCUUCAGGCCACAUUGAGUUGGUUUGGGUCUGCAUUACUCUUGACUAUAAACUUUGGGCAGAUCUGACUCCCAUGUACAGUAUGUGAUGACCAAUAUUUGAAUGGAUGUGCAUGACGACAACACCAGCUUCAGACAUGCAGACAAACAUGCAUGAAGUCUGUCACAAGAGGAAAUGUACAAGUGCAUUACAACAACAAAAAAACUGUUUCAUCCUGUUGCCUUAAAUAAUUUUAAAUGAAAUGGAAUGUAAAUAUUUAAAUUAGAAUUUUGCCUGUGGCUAAAU
Molecule: messenger RNA, 2046 nt
Organism: Alosa alosa (allis shad)
Lineage: Eukaryota; Metazoa; Chordata; Actinopteri; Clupeiformes; Clupeidae
Gene: tbx19
Product: T-box transcription factor 19
Exons: 8
Coding region: 136-1446 (436 amino acids)
Biological process (GO): cell fate specification; regulation of transcription by RNA polymerase II; heart morphogenesis
Cellular component (GO): nucleus
Molecular function (GO): RNA polymerase II cis-regulatory region sequence-specific DNA binding; DNA-binding transcription factor activity, RNA polymerase II-specific
Source: RefSeq, a predicted model, not a curated record